GUAUUGCAACUAUCAAACAAUGGAUGCUAAAAUCAAUAAAGUUAUAAGUUUGGCAAAGGAGUAUUUAAGUCUCUCCGAACCAAAAAAAGCCUUGAAAAUCCUACUUCCUUACAUCAAAAAUUCAAAGUUUAACCAGGAUUUGGACUAUCUUAAUAUCUUGGGAGAAGUGUUUUUGGAAACGAAUAAUUUGGAAAAGGCCUAUGAAGUGUUUGAGAAAGCAUGUAAGAUAGAUCCGGAGGCUAAUCAUUCUGUUGACUAUUUUUUUAACUGGGGGCAAAUAAUUGGAGGCUUUGAUGCUUUAAAAUUAUUUGACAUUGCAAUAAGUAAAUUAGAAAAUCAAAUCUCUAAAACCAAUGUUAAUCAAAACAUAAUAAUUAAAAAAUUAGUCUCUGGAUAUCUAUCAUCAAUUGAAAUCUGGAUGACUGAACUAUGUUUUGAAGAAGCAGCAGAAAAAAGUUGCGAAUCUUUGAUUAAUAAAGCUAUUCAAAUUGACCCAAGUAAUCCAGAAAUUUUCUCUAUGAAUGCAUCUAUCAAAGUGUCCCAACAAAACUAUCAAGUCGCUAAAGAAUCAAUUUUGAAAUCAUGGGAGCUAUUCCAAGCUAAAAUAGAAUCAUUGCAAACUAACGAUUCUCUGGUCUUUGAUAGUAUCAAUCACAAUUUGGAAUAUAUUGAAUUGAUUCAGCCAUUUACAACAUUAGCUAGAUUAGCAAUUGAAAUGGAAUUAUACGAAACUGCAUCUUCAAUUGCUUCCUCAAUUCACGAUAUUAAUGAAGAUAUAGUAGAGCCUUAUUAUUUGGAAUGUUUUGCAAAUUAUUUGCAAAUUAAACUUUUGCAAAAUCCUCAAAACGAUAAUUAUCAAGAUUCCAAACUUAUCUUAAAUGAUAAUAACGUGGAAAUAACAAAACUAAUUAACGAAACAAGAGCAUCUUUAGUUACUGCUAAACUUUUUUUGAAUAACGAAAAGCUCUCAGAUCCAGAUAUUGAAACUCAAAUUAAAUUUUUAUUGGAAGAAUUUGGAGGCGAAGAAAUUUGUCAAACUGCUAGAAACAAUCAUUUAGCAAACAAUGAUGACAUAAAUGAAAGUAACUGGGAAGAUGUGAUUGAUGAAAAUGAUUGAAAUACCUUUUUUUUCACUUUUGAUAAAGAUUGUUUAUUUUUGAGUGUAUUAAUUUAUUUAUUGUAGGAAAGUUUUUGGUUUUUUUUCGAUUGUAUUGUAUUCUUUUUUAUGGCCUG
Messenger RNA from Ascoidea rubescens DSM 1968, 1233 nucleotides. RefSeq names its product Acl4p (gene ACL4). The record is from RefSeq and is a predicted model, not a curated record. The transcript has a single exon. The annotation marks the transcript as partial. Lineage: Eukaryota; Fungi; Ascomycota; Saccharomycetes; Ascoideales; Ascoideaceae. Gene Ontology annotation, molecular function: protein binding.